CCUCCGCCUCAGAGCGUCGCCACUUCGGGUCCCAGCAGCAUUCGGCAUCGUGGUGGAGCCUCGGAACCGAACAUCAUCUGGAAACUUUAUAUUCCGUUCGAAAAAAAAUCUUGGCAAACGAACGGCAAUUUUUGGUGCUAUUUUUUUCAUUUUGAACAUUUUUCCCUCAAGAAGGAGUCACUUUAUAUUUUUCUGGAUUUUUUUUCCUCCCUUUUUUUUUUUUUUUUUUUCCUACGAAUGGAAAAAACGAGCUCCGUCCGACUAACCGAAAUAGUCUCUCGCUAACUUUUUUGUUUUGUUCAUUGAUCCAAAUCCCAAGAAAGCAUCUCGGGAGGCGGAGUCAAGCCUUUCCCCCCCAAUUUGUUGUUGUUAAAAAGGGGGCGCACGCUCGCCUCGCUCGGACGCCGCCACCAUGAUGAUGAUGUCUCUGAGCAGCAAGCAGCCCUUCUCCGCCAUGGCGCACGCCAGCCUGGCCGAAGCCAAGUACUCGUCGCUGCACUCCGGAUCGGGCGGUUCCACGUCGUCGUCUUCGUCCUCGGCCACGUCCAACGCGGUGUCUUCCUCUUCGGCGUCCUCUUCCUCGGCCUCCUCGUGCGCCUCCUCCCGCCACAGCAGCAUCAUCAGCACCAGCACGGAGGCGAUGCGGCGCGCGUGCCUCCCCACGCCACCGAGCAAUAUAUUCGGCGGCUUGGACGAGAGUCUGCUGGCCCGGGCUGAGGCGCUCGCCGCGGUGGACAUCGUCUCGCAGAGCAAGAGCCACCUGCACCACCACCACCCGCCGCCGCACCACAGCCCCUUCAAGCCGGACGCCACCUACCACACCAUGAACACGCUUCCGUGCACGUCGUCGUCGUCGUCCGCCGCCUCGUCGUCGGUGCCCAUCUCGCACCCGUCGGCGCUGGGGGGCGGAGGAGGCGGAGGAACGGGGGGCCACGGCCACCAUCACCACCACCACCACCACCAUCACCACCACCAGCCGCACCAGGCGCUGGAGGGCGACCUUCUGGAACACAUCACGCCGGGCCUGGCGCUGGGCGCCAUGGCCGGGCCGGACGUGUCCACGCCGGGGGCGCACAUGGCCGGCAUGAACCACAUGCACCAGGCGGCGCUCAGCAUGGCGCACGCCCACGGGCUUCCUCCGCACAUGGGCGGCAUGAGCGACGUGGACGCCGACCCGCGCGACCUGGAGGCCUUCGCCGAGCGCUUCAAGCAGCGGCGCAUCAAGCUGGGCGUGACGCAGGCCGACGUGGGCUCGGCCUUGGCCUCCCUCAAAAUCCCCGGCGUGGGCUCUCUCAGUCAGAGCACCAUCUGCAGGUUCGAGUCCCUGACGCUCUCGCACAACAACAUGAUCGCGCUCAAGCCCAUCCUGCAGGCCUGGCUGGAGGAGGCCGAAAAGUCGCACCGGGAGAAGCUCAACAAACCCGAGCUCUUCAACGGCGCCGAGAAGAAACGCAAACGCACCUCCAUCGCGGCUCCCGAGAAGCGCUCGCUCGAGGCCUACUUCGCCAUCCAACCGCGGCCGUCCUCCGAGAAAAUCGCCGCUAUCGCCGAGAAGCUGGACCUCAAGAAGAACGUGGUGCGCGUCUGGUUUUGCAACCAGCGGCAGAAACAAAAACGGAUGAAGUACUCAGCCUGCGUUUGAACUUGACAAACUUUCCUACAUUUCCUCCCAAAAACAACCCGAUGAAAAACACUCCUUUUUCCAUUCGUUUGUACAUAAGAAGAAAAAAAGGACUGCGCGUGGAGAAGAAGGAGCGUGCAAGUAAGACUUUCGAUAUAGAUUUGCAAUUUGCAAAAAAACAGCACUUGUUUGGUGACGGAAUUGUUGCGAAGACGUCAGAAUGACUGCCAAAUAUUCUUUGUAAAUGCGUCAUUUACACUUUCGUUUUCGUGUCUAAACGUGCAAUUUAUUGGUAUGAAAUCCACUUUUUUCCGGGGGGAAAAAUGACUAAAAGUCAUCAGGGAUCCCCAAAUUUUGAUGAAAAUGUUUUGUCCCCCACUGUUUACAAUCCAUGAUCUUGCUCCUUAUGAACUAUUUAUGGAGUGAGGUCAUGUUUACUUCAUUACAUAUUUAUCGGGACCCCCCUUUUUUCCUUUACCCCUCAACAUUUUAAGGUGAUACAAUCGAUAUAAAUAUAUAGAGAGAUAUUAUUUCACCCCUGCUAUUUAUGGAUUGAUUUGUAUAAAUAUAUGCGUCGUUUUUUGCUUGUACCAAUCACCUCGUUUGUUUACUUUGAAGUGUAAAUAACAAAAAUGUCAUCAAUUGCACAUUUAUUCGUAUUUUUUCCUGAUUUCUGUAUUUGCUGUUUUAGCGCCAGUAUUUUCUGUAUGAUGUAAUGUUUAUUUAUUUCCAACCCAAAAAAAAAAAAAUUAAUUAUAACUUUUUAAUCAUUUAUGGAUUUUGAGUUCACAAUUGCAGUGUGUGUUUCAUUAAAAGAACAAACUGACAUUUGGAAGGGAGACGGGAAAAAAACCCUCCAGACAUGCUAAUGUUAUUUUCGAUUAUGAAUUCAUCUGUUUAUUUAUUGAUAAGGUAGGAGGAGGAAACGCUUUACGGCAACACAGCAGUGUGCAUGCACAACUCCUACAAUAAAACCAAUAAAUCCAUCAUUGGGCUCCCAUCAUACGCUGGCAUUUUGGAAUAUUGUUUUUUAUUUUUCAAAAAAAUGACGUGAUUGACGCCCCACAGCUUGUGCUUACCUGAGAGCAAAUGCUAAUAUUCUAUUAGAGGCUUAAUCAGGAGGCCUGGGAGGCUCCCCGGAGCGCUUGGGGGGGUUGGGGGGGCUUGCCAGAUGUCAGCACGCCAGAAAAACAGCUCGCCUGCCAGAAAAAAAGAAAAAAAAAAAUCGUCAACCUUUGCACACUUUGAAGGAUCUACACGAGGAUUAGGAAGGAGUUUGAAUCCGAGCGUGGCCUGCGGAAGACGUUACAAGCGCUUUGCAUGCUGGGCAAUUUAUUGGGGACACCUGACAAAGUGACAUUUUGGAAAAGGGACUUUAUUUUAUUUUUAGUCAAAAUUAUUUUUGUGCAUUUAAGAGUUCAGAUUAAAAAAUAAAAAACCUCCAUAUAUCUGUUUAUAAUGCAAAUUCACAACAUGUAUAGAAAGACACGCACGUAUAAUUUUGCAUGAAUAAAUGUAGAUUUUUGAAAUAUUUUUUCCAGCAAUUACUUUUAAGGACAAAUUGGUGAUUAUUUGUUAUAUGCUAUGAACAAAUCAUUUUUAUUAUGCUUUACUAUGAGGAAAAUCUACAGUCAAUCAAUGUCAUAUGUUACUUUUAUGCACACUUAUAACAAUACUAUUAUUAUAUGCAUCCAAUUUGUGCAUUUAAGAACAUUUAAGACAUGUCAAAGUGCUCAUGCAACUGCCAUAAUAUAUUUUGUGCAAGAGUUCAAAUUGCACUUUUCACGAUCACUUGAGUGAGCAAAAAUUUGCACAGGCAGAAAAAAUAUUGCUUUAAAAAUAUAUGGCAGAAAACACUCAAGUGACUUGAAGUUCCUCUCCGAGACUCCGAGAUUUGGCCAAAUUUCAAAAUUGUCCUAUAUGCAUGUGUGAUACAUCAUUGGAAAGCUUAAAAUCUCAAUUUUCUGGGGGAAGAAAAUUUUUGAACAGGAAGGCGUUAAUUUUUUUUUAUUUUUUAUUUUUUUAAACAGCAAAACUAACUGGAGGUGAAAGCACGCGAGAGCAGAAUUAAAGACGCCAUGAUUUUAACGAGAUAUUAUCGCGUACACACCUUGUUUCGAUCCAAAAACUCCAUGUAGCAUGUAUCACCGAGUGUCAAGACUCAGCUAUGAAUGGUCACAGCCGAAUUUUGGGGGGAUUUUAUGGGUGGAACAUGGUAAUAUAACAAGGGUCGCGAUGCAUAAAUCGCAGACAUCAAGGAGUGGUCAAGAUUUUCUUUUUCAUAUAUCUACCCUUUUAAACGUCCCCCCCCAAUUUUUUCUUUGUCUGGAUUGAUUAUUUAUCAUCCAACAUGUCAGGAAAAUGUGACAGCAACAAAAAAAUUUAAAAAAUAAAAAAUACAAUUAAGCGAUAGUUGUGAGGUAGAUAUCGUGACUUAUUUACAGACACCAUUUUUUUUCAUUGUGACGUAAUUUGUUUAAAAGUUUACAAUAUGCAAGUGAAUAAUUUUUUAAGUCGUUUUUUUUUUUUUAAACGAAAAAUUAGACCUCAAUAAUGAUUCUAAGCUAAAAAUUACAUUUCGAUUAAUAUGGUAAAUGUAAUUAUUUCCAAUCUAUUUAUGGCUGAGAUGAAACAAAAGCGGUUGCGCGACGUCUGUAAACGGGGCUUUCCAGGGUAAAACGGACAAAUUAAAAAUACUUCGGGGGCUUAAUACGCCAUGAAUCUGCUAUGGCAGCAUAUAGAAAUAUUGUUCUAUUUUGUAUAUAUUGUACCAUUUUUUCCCCAUUGUGACGUAAUUUGUUUAAAAGUUUAAAAUAUGCGAGUAAAUAAUUUUUAAAGUUUUUUUUUUUUUUUUAACUAAAUAUUAGACAUCAUUCUAAGUUAAAAAAGACAGACAUUUCGAAUCAUAAAUAUAAUUACUUACCUUCUUUUUAUGACUAGGUUGAAAAAAAAAAGUGGUUGCGCGAGGUGUGUAAAUGGGUGUUUCCAGGGUAAAACGGACAAAUUAAAAUUUGUGCUUUGCUUAAUGUGCCAUGAAUCUGCUAUGGCAACAUGUAGACAUAUUGUUCUAUCCAACACAACAGUUCUUUAAUUGGCUUCGAAUACAGCAGUUUAUUUUAUAGAGGGGUGCAAGAGCAGAAACUGCUUUUUCAGCCUUGUCUGUGUUUUCUGCCAUAUAGCUUUAAAUCAAAUUCAAUCAGUCAGGCACAAUACACUAAUGAUAAACAUAAUGUGAAAUCAGGUAGAAAAAAAUAAUUUGUACUUAAAAUUCAAAAAUGUCUUUUUCACAGUUGCAGCACUACAUUUACUUUAUGUAUAGCUGUAUAAUGCCAACUAACAAGCCUAUCCUAUACCUAAAAGUUGUAACCCAAAAUCUAACUUUCAUUUUUAAACAUACUGAGCACAACCUAAAACGCCAGAACAUAACACACACGUUUCCCUGAAAACUGAGUGGCAACGUAUAAGCAUUAAAUCUUUAAAAGGUCAAUCGUUUAAUCCAGUGCAACUCACACCAUGCACGCAAUAUCCAUAAUUUAUCACCAAUGUACAAUAAAGCCCUGAAAAACU
Molecule: messenger RNA, 5188 nt
Organism: Corythoichthys intestinalis (scribbled pipefish)
Lineage: Eukaryota; Metazoa; Chordata; Actinopteri; Syngnathiformes; Syngnathidae
Gene: pou4f2
Product: POU class 4 homeobox 2
Exons: 2
Coding region: 413-1642 (409 amino acids)
Biological process (GO): regulation of transcription by RNA polymerase II
Molecular function (GO): RNA polymerase II cis-regulatory region sequence-specific DNA binding; DNA-binding transcription factor activity, RNA polymerase II-specific
Source: RefSeq, a predicted model, not a curated record